Myxocyprinus asiaticus (Chinese sucker) is the source of this 1347-nucleotide messenger RNA. RefSeq names its product adenosine receptor A1-like. The record is from RefSeq and is a predicted model, not a curated record. NCBI's taxonomy places the organism in Eukaryota, Metazoa, Chordata, Actinopteri, Cypriniformes, Catostomidae. Gene Ontology annotation, biological process: G protein-coupled adenosine receptor signaling pathway. Bases 99 to 1073 code for a protein of 324 amino acids. Gene Ontology annotation, molecular function: G protein-coupled adenosine receptor activity. The transcript has 2 exons. Gene Ontology annotation, cellular component: membrane; dendrite; synapse.
CCAUCUUCAGAUGUCACCCCAGAAGUCUUCUUAACUGCGAUAUUUUCCAAGCUUCUCCAGUUCCGUUCUCUUAUUGUCUUAUAGUUAUUGGUGUUAUCAUGGCCUGGCUGGUCUACACCUCACUGGAGCUCCUCAUCGCCAUGGCAUGCUGCCUGGGGAACGUGCUGGUCGUAUGGGCUGUGUGUUUGAGGCGGACCCUCCGUCAGCCCACCUUCUGUUUCGUGGCGUCUCUGGCCGUGGCUGAUUUUCUGGUGGGGGUGGUGGCAGUGCCACUGGCUGUGCUGGUGGAUGGGUGGGUUCAGAUAACAUUUCAGGCCUGCCUGGCAGUCAGCUGUGUGGUGCUGGUACUGACCCAAGCUUCUGUGCUCUCACUGCUGGCUAUUGCUGUGGACCGAUACCUGCGUGUCUCUAUACCUCUCAGGUACAAAGAGAUAGCCAAUGAGCAGCGUUCAUGGACUGCAGUGGUCGUGUGUUGGUUGGUCUCUUGUCUGCUGGGUUUUACCCCUCUUUUUGGCUGGCAUAAUGGCGAUUCCCUCCCCUCCAAUCUCCAUAAUUCCUCCUAUAUUAACUGCACCUUCUUAGCGGUCAUUUCACUGCCUUAUAUGGUCUACUUCAACUACCUGGGCUGCAUCCUACUUCCCUUGGCAGCCAUGACGCUUCUUUACGCUCUGGUUUUCUACAGUCUACGCAAGCGCCUCCGGAGGGUAGACAAGAUUUCAGCGCCUGGUGAAUCGAAGCUAAGGGCAUUUUUGAUCAAGGAGAAGAGGUUGGCUCGCUCCCUGGCCCUGGUUCUCCUACUGUUUGCAAUAUGUUGGAUGCCUCUGCAUCUCAUGAAUUGUGUACUGCUUUCAAUGGGCCCACAAGGUGUCCCUCAGAUUGCUUUCUAUGCAGGUAUUCUCCUCUCUCACGCCAACUCAGCUCUGAACCCUGUGGUCUAUGCCCUUCGUAUCAGAAAGAUACGAGAGGCUUACCUGGAGAUCUGGAGAGGGUAUGUGCUCUGCUGGAGAGGCCAGGGAGACUUACCAAGUCCCUCAUGGAGAUCCCAGCCAGGAGAACAGAAUGCUGGUCAUUAAAUCACAUUAACCUCUAACACUGGCUUUUCAAUCACUACAUAAGAGAAUAACACAAAUCUGAAUUUUUUUUCCCCCUAAUAAACCUGAACUAUUAACUCUUUCAAACUCUGUAACAAAGUCUGAGAGAAUCUUUGUGUGAUGGUAAAUUGGACAAUAUCACUGAAAAGCUUCAGUCUAUAGGGUGUUUGCGUUGGAGCUAAUUGACUACUUGGGGCUCCACAAGCUACUGAUAUACAAACACUGUAAAAAUUGCUACAAUAAAUAUCUGUUUAGU